Tigriopus californicus is the source of this 5495-nucleotide messenger RNA. RefSeq lists its product as uncharacterized. The record is from RefSeq and is a predicted model, not a curated record. NCBI's taxonomy places the organism in Eukaryota, Metazoa, Arthropoda, Copepoda, Harpacticoida, Harpacticidae. Gene Ontology annotation, molecular function: DNA binding. The coding region runs from base 225 to 3146 and encodes 973 amino acids. The transcript has 4 exons.
UGCAAAGCCAGCCAGCCAGUUGGUCCAGCCACUCGCCCACCCGCCCACCCAUCUCCAGCUUCCAGCCCUGAUCCCCCCGGAUUAGCGCCCGCCCCCUGGGACACCCGCCCGCCCAUGCUCGAGCCGCCGAUCGUCCACUCACCCCCUGCCUCCCCCGUGUCUCAAGCGGCGUCCGGCUGAGGCCUCAGAGUGCGAGGCUGGACUGCGUGUUGGGCCGCCGGGUCAUGGCCUCGUCGGUCUCGGAUUCGCGGGCGGAUUUAACGGCCGCGCCGGCCGGUCGAGCCACCCGUGCUUCAAGGAAGGCUCAGUUGAGCCAAGGUCGCGCCCCGCCCCCCAUUAAAGAGGUCAAAGUCACACGGAGUACGAAAUCUGAAUCGUCGAUGCUCAACGGAAAUCACAGUGACAAAGAUAUAUCAGCGAAGCAGCCCCCUCCGCCGGUGUCCAGGCUGAAGUCCGAGCCGGAAGAGCAGAAGACGGAGACCGCCUCUGAUCCCGCCCCGACCGAUCGGUUGGCUACGGUCCAGUCUGAGACUGACGUGAUGUCGGACGUCGAACGAGAUGAUGAGCAAGCUGAUGAGGAGGUGAAAGCCAUCAUGGGCGGGGAGGAUAAAUCGACCGAAGAAGACGAAGAGGAUGCGCGGUCCAUCGACGAUGACGAACCGCCGGAAAUAUUAGCCGAAGUUCCGCCGGAUAAGCUUGAAGCACCCGAUCCCGAAAUUGUCGAGCUCUCCGAUGACGAGUCGGGUGAGACUCAAGAUGACGAAGACGAUGAGGACGAAGAAUCCGAGUCCGAGGAGGACACGCCUCGUGGCAACCCCGAUUUACCGCCCGGUGAAGGGGCGGAGAAAUCGAUCGAUAGCACUUAUCUGUUGCCCUUUACCUUGGGUUGGGUGCGUGAAGUGGUCAAACGUAUGCCUAAAGGCCAAGGCGCCACCCAAUAUGACGUGUACUACAUCCCACCCCCAGACACGAAGUAUCGUACGCGAGAAGCCAAACGCAAGCGUCGAUCCAAAGCGGAUCAGGAGAAGUAUUUCAUCGACUUCCCGUCCGAGCAGCUCUCGGUGGCCAACUUCAAUUACGUUCGCCGACCAUUAGGAUUGAACAAUGCGGCCUAUGAAGUGGUACGCAAGGCCAACUUGUACGAUCCACCGCCUCAGAGUGAAGGCUCCAACAAACCCGAGGCCAUUAAGUGCGCGGCCAAGGCCAAGAACGCCGGCGGAAAGCGUCAGAAAGUCAGUUACAAAGAGGUGGAUGAAUCAGCCGGGUUGGUCGAAAGUGAUGACGACUUUGGUUUCGAGGAGGAAAAGAUCGAGUUCAAAGAAGGCUUGGAUCUGGAUAUGCCCAUCUCUUUGCAAAUCAUCAAUCAUUGCACGGCCAUGCGCACUGAGAACAAAAAGCGGCGACGGGUCCGAGAUCCGGAAACCUGUUGCACACCCCCUUUGGCCGAGGACAUGCUUUGGUCCGGCUUGGUCAACGAUCCCAUGGGCGUGUUCACGGAGUUGGGUGGCCGGAGUAGUCCGGUCACGCCUCCUCCCUUGCGUGCGAUGCGAUUGACUCCGUUGGAAACGGCCAAGAAAAUCGUGGACGCCCUGAGCAACAUCAAAGUGGAAGCGGCUAAAGUGAGCAUAGAGAAGGAACCUGAACUGAAAGAAGAUUUGGCCUCGCAUGACUUGGCCAUACGGAAAUUCCGGAAUUUUGUUCAACACGCCAAUCGCAAUACUUUCUCCAAGAUGAACGAUUUUGCCGCUUAUCAACCCCCCGGUAGCCAUCAACUCAAACGCCAGGGAUGGACAUACAUGAAACCCCGGUCAAACUUGGACUUCAAAGUGAAAGUGAAGCUGCCCAUGCCCAUUAUCAAUGGUCGACGACCCGUGGUGGAAUUGGUCAUGGAGCAAAACGGCAAAUACAUACCUAUCAAAUUCUCGAACAAUAUGCAAGUCACCGAGGCCAUUCCCAAGUCUUUAUUCGAGAAGGCCAACAGUAUGCGAAAGACGUUCUAUCAAAAUGCCACCAAAGUUCCCAAGGUGGGCAACAAGCCCAUCUUCUUGGCCGUGAACCCGUCGAGUUCAGCGGCCAAACAACUCCUGAAUCCGUCUCAGCCGCAACGCAAUCAACAACGCGGAAACCCAUCCACGCGUGUCUCUCAGCAACACCCAAUACUGCAAAAGCUCCAACACCAACAAAAGCAAGCCCAACAAGCGACCGCCGCUUCCCAUCGCCCUCGAACGCACGGCAAUGGAGGCGGAGUUGUUGGCCGACCCCCCAAUUCACAGUCAGCUCAAGCUCGCCGCAAUUCCUCUCAAAGUGGCCCAUCUCGAGGCGGCGGCCGACGACCCACCAACCCCUCAACCGGGCCCUCCACCGAGCAAGUGUCCAUUUUGGUUCGACCCCAAAAAGGUUUUCCGGCCAAGCCCGUGCUUUUGAACGUGCCCAGGUCGGUGGCUGUGAAAGUGAAACCCGGCACGACCUUGUCAUUCUCCGCGUCGAAUGACCAGAAGUAUGUUGUGAUAGACAGUAAAAUUCAUCCGCCCGUGGGCGUGCUCAGUGCCAAUGGGGCCGCGGUCAAUCGGACCGGUCGGCCUGGACUCAACAAUCGAGCCCUGUCCUUCUCAAGACUGUCUCAGAAUAGCAAUCCGGUCCCGAGAAGAAAUCCCAAUAUCCCCAACGGCCUUCCAAAUCUGCCUAACCUGCCCAAUCUUCCCAAUAGUGUGUCCAUUCGACCUGUGGCAGGAAACUCGUCAUCCCCUCAUACAAAUCAUCGAGGGCCCUCAGUGUCGAGCACGUUUCCCCGUCGAAAUGUGCCCAUUAAGUCGGCCGUUCGAGGAGGGGUGCGGCGACCCGCGAGCGGUCACAUCCGGCAGCCCCCUCAGAAGACCAUGAAAACCGCCUCUUCAGUUUUGUCCUCGGGAGAAGUUGUUAGUGGCAAAUCGCCUAUGGAACCCUGUACGCCUUAUUGCCCGGGCGUACAAGGCAUCCCCGAGCUGGAAUGUCGAAGUUGUCAGUCCUUGUUUCACGCCAAAUGUGUGGGUAUCAAUCAAAUGGCUCUGAAUAAGGUGAAGGAGAAUUUCAGAUGCAGGAUGUGUCUUCCGUCAUCUCGAGGCAGCGUUUCUACCUCGACGGCGCCGCAGGUGAUCGACUUGGAUUAAGUUCCAUUAAUCUCAGAAUUUCAUUUGGAUUUGAUCCAAAUUUCAUCCUCUACGUUCACCCUUGAACUCGAUUCAUUUCCCGCCUCGCCGAUUCGUGUCUCCUUCCCGGUGGGCCAAAAGAGAGCAUCAUCAUCGUUCAUCGAGUGUUCUCUCCAAGUGUAUCCUUCUCUCUCUCUCUCUCUCUCUCUCUCUCUCUCUCCUUCCCUCCCCCCCCCUCCCCUACCACUCCCACUCCCACUCCCAUGACUGAAGACGGGAAGAAAACGAACCAUUUCACCAAAGUUGCCUUUAAAAAGAGGACAGCCCCCCAGUUUGUUCCUUAAACACACACACACACACGCACACAAAAGAAAGAUCAGAGAUUAUUCUCCUUGACGAUAUAUAAUGAAUAUCAGUGACGAACAUCUCGCUGAACCUGUCACUUCCAAACCUACCUACCUACUUACCCAUGAUCUUAACUUAAGAAACACAUAAUAUACUGAAAAUUUGAAAAUAACCCUUUAGGUCACACUCGAGGUUGAGUUUAUUUCCCCUGGCCCGGUUAGUUUGCCAAGAAAGGGCGAAUGAUUUGAUUAAGCAAGAACUCGUCAGACAUCCGCAAAUGGUUUCCUUCGCAUUCCAAGAAGACCAGCUUGCCCUGUUCAUCCAUGGCCUUUAACCCAAUCCAAUCCUCUUUGUACAAAGUGGUCUCAUUGAAGGGCAACAUGACCUUAGCUUGGCCAGGCGCAUAGAAUGAGAACCAUUCGGUCCCUUUCGGGUCCACCAUUGUGUCCUCGGUGAACUUGACCAUCACAAACUUCUCCAACUUCAAGAGGUUCUCUUUGUAGUUGGGAUUCUUGGGGGAGCGUUCAUUGUUGAUCUCGGCGAUGAAAAGGCUCCUAUCUCUGUAUGUGGCCUCGUCCAAAGGGUCGUGCCAAUACUGAGCUUGUACGAGGAAGUUUUGGACCCAAUGUGUGUAGGCUCCAUAAUUGAGCAGUCUGCGCACGUAGUCGCAAAUGAUGUGGCUUUCUCCCAUACAUUGAGGUAACCCUAUCACAUCGAAACAGGAGAGAGAAAAUUAGCAUAGAAGGUAAGUGACCUUGACUGCUUGCUGAGUGUGUCAAAACAAUCACCCGGGAAACAAUCAAAUCAAGAGAGGAAAUGCCAGGCUCUCAUGUCGAGGAAGGGGUUUCCUCGAGGAUUUACAGUUCUUUCUUUUCCCUUACCAUAUACACCUUGAUGUUGCCCACCCACACUGAUGAGGUUCUUCAUGCCUUGAGGACAUCUUUGAGCCACGGCCCUCAGGAAUUGAGCUCCUUGAGAAAACCCAACAGCAUUAUACCUAGAGCGAGAAGGAGAUUGAAAUAUGAGAAAGAAAUACCAAUACAUUACGUACAAAAAACAAGAGCCUCCCUAAAGAAGGAAAAAAGACAAAGAGGUACUUAGUGUAUGACAAUGAGUUGUAAAUAUCACUGAAUAUAUCUUAGACUGUCGCUAGAGACGCAUGACCAACAAAGACCUUUGUUCUAGAUAUAGGAAAGUAUGCAAUUUCUAUUGCCCUCUUGACUAAUUCAGCCAUAUUCUUAAUUUUCAUUUCAUUCAUACAUUGAACGGAACUCGAAAGCAAUCUGUCGGUCCUCAUUGUUCCACAAUUUUUACUUGUGCUGGGGCAAAAAAAAAACUCCUGCAAAAGGCUGACCCCUUUUUUGGCUCGCCCAAGUCCGUUGGCUUUUAAUUUUUUUGCUGGACACCAACGCCGAAAAAGUUAGUCAUGUUUUUGCUGAGCUAAACAAAGCUAGGAUAAUUACCUUUUAAAGCUGAUCUCUUUCAUAAUCAAUUCAUGAAAGACCAAAGACCGUUUUCUAGAAUUCUAGAAAUCUUUUUUGACGAGUUCUGUCCAAAAAACUCGAGUCCGGCCCAGACUCUUUCAAUAUCCCUAAAAGACUCGAGUCCAUUCAGAAUCGAGUCCGGACUUGCCCCAAUGCUCUAAUUCUUAGCGUACUUCUUAUAUCCCGACCAAACAGACGCAGGUUCAAAAGGUCGCAUUAUCGAUCCAAAGGACAAAAAUAAUCACCCGUUUUGAAGCAAAGGAUCUGAGGCAAUCUUUUGACACACCAUCUCGACUUGGGUAUUGACGUCUAAGAAGAAGCCGUUCCGGGUGUCAUCGACAAAGGAGUUGCCAAUACGCACGCUGCGGACAUACACCCCAGGAAUGUGUUGCUCAAAGGUCCGUUUGAUGUAGCCCAUACUUAAGGGAUUGCAGCAAGUAUCACCCAUGCCAUGCCAAAUCACGAUCGGGGUGGGAUCGUUCACCCCCGGGGUUGUCCUGGACAAUUUCAGGAUUGAGUUUCCUUCAAUUGAAGCAGAAUU